CACCGGCACUCGCAGGGCUUUUGGUAAAGAUGAUGGCUUCGCCUCCACCAGAAAAGGCAGUUCCCAUUGCCUCGCCCUUAGACGGAGAAGAAUCCAAAUUGGGCUUCGCACCGCUCUCCUUCAUCAUCUCCUGCAACCUCACCCACGCCUUCCUUCUCUAUUACCAGUGCGAUAGCUACACCACCUUGUCCCUCUUUUUAAGCCUGCUCAUCAUUUGGGACUCGACAGUUGCCGUUUGGUGCUAUCACUCUGAUCGCCGCGAUAACAGCCGAGCUGGCUUCUCCACCGCCGCUAGUCCUCGCUACCGGGUGCUCGACAGCGUCUGGCCCUGGGCCCUGGCUCUCAUCGCUCUACACUGCCUCUUGGGAGUCUUUAGAUAUUGGAUUGGCCGUCCUUCUGGCUGCAAGUACACUAUACACACGCGGCCCCUCGACAAAGUGCAUUGGGAGGUGUACGUGACCGGAGACUGCAGCGAGUCCAAGCAUCGCGACGUUGUCGUUCGCACGAUGGCCUCCUAUCUCUCCGAAGUCGAAGCCGAUAUGUGCGGCGUGCAGUGCCUUCGUGUGGACGCGGCAGGAUCUUGGGUCGGGCACGUGAGUCUGACGCCAGCAGACACGCUCGUCGAUGGUACCUACUGCGGCACACAGUACUCGUUCGGUAGGUGCGCUCCUACCCAGUGGACAGCGGCGUCGUAAAAGACUCCCUCAUGGGAACCCUCUGGCUUUGCGUAAUGACUCAUCGGAGCAGUCCAGCUGUGAGAACACAAGAGAAGCUUGAAGCGUAUCAGCAGGUCAGAAGUCGAUCAACAGAAAGAGCCAAUCGUGAGGGUGGUAACCCGUGAGCAUGCACAGACCAUCGUCGAGGGGAGCGAAGG
This is a messenger RNA of Acaromyces ingoldii, 874 nucleotides long. RefSeq lists its product as hypothetical. NCBI's taxonomy places the organism in Eukaryota, Fungi, Basidiomycota, Exobasidiomycetes, Exobasidiales, Cryptobasidiaceae. The record is from RefSeq and is a predicted model, not a curated record. Bases 33 to 695 code for a protein of 220 amino acids. The transcript has a single exon.